GAGAGGGAGGGAGGAAAGGGGAGCUGCAGUCAGGAUGUAAAGUGAACAAAUAAUUAAUUUUUUCAAAAGUGUGUGCCACCAUUCCUGGCCCCCUCCUUGUUUUGGUCCCAUGUAGCCCAGGCUGGUCUCAAACUCACCAUACCAGAGGAUGACCUUGAAUCUACCUGUGCCUCUUGAGUACUGGGAAGGGUGUUGAAUUUUGUUAAUUACCUUUUCUACAUCUUUUGAGAUAAUCAUGUGAGACAUUUGUUGUCGCUAUUGUUCUAUUAAUGUGAAAUAUUGUGUUGAUUGAUUUUGUUUUGUUGAGUUUCUCUGUAUAUCCUUGCCUGUCUUGGACUUGAUUUGUAGACCAGGCUGGCCUUGAGCUCACAGAGAUCUGCCUGCUUCUGUCUCCCCAAAUGCUGGGAUUACAGGUGUGUGUCACCAAGCCCGGCUGAUUGAUUUUUCUAAGUUGUACCACCUACCAAAUCCUAGGAUAAAUCUCCCUUGGUUGUGGUAUGUGAUCAUCUUAAUGUAUUUCAUAGUUUGGAUGCAGUUUGUCUCCCAAGUGGUAGGUGUGGUGAUGUUAAGGUGAUAGGGCCUUUAAAAGGUGGGGCCCGAUGAUAAGUCCUUGGGCCCUGGGAGACCCUUGGAAAAGAGAACAAAGUUCUUGUGGGGCCUCAGUUCACAGUCAGUCUUUGAUACACAUUUUUAUUUCAAUGUGUUUUCUCACCAUUGUGGUAGAAUCUGCUGUGAUUGAUGAAACCACAAUGACCACUACCAGAGCUGGGUGCCAUGUUGGAAUUUCAGUCUCCAAAACUGUAAACCUCUUUUUUUUUUUUCCAUAAAUACUUACUCUCAUGUAUUUCAUUAGAGUAAGAGAAAACCAGUAUGAUGAUUUGAGAGUUUUUUUGUUUGUUUGUUUUUGUUUGCUUAUUUGGUUGGUUUUUGUUUUUAGAGACAGGGUUUCUCUGUGUAGGCCUGGUUGCCCUGGAACUCACCAGGUUGGCCUCAAACUCAGAGAUCCGCCUGUCUCUGCAGUAUUAAAGGAGUGUGUCACCACUGCCCAGCUAUUUUUUGUUUGUUUGUUUGUUUUUUAAUGUAAGUGUAACUGGAUAUGGUGGCACUUUCUAAGUACUAUAUCUAAUUUUUUAAUAUUUAUUUUAUUAUUUAUUUAUGUGUAUUUGUGUGUCUGGUCUACAAAGCCAGGAAAGCCAAGGCUAUACAGAGAAACCCUGUCUUGAAAAACAAAACAAAACAAACAAAAAAAUUGAGGUGAGUGGUGACAGGUGUCAAAUUCUGGAAAUAUUUCAAAGGCUGGACCAACAGGUUUGAGACAAUCUGAAUUUAGGCUUCAAAAGUGAAGGCAAUAAUAAGCUUUAACUGAAGAUUGGAAUUGAUAUAAGCUGAGGUGAAGAAGACCAUAGGAUGAUUUGUUUUAGGAGGACUAUCUGUAGGCCAGGUCAGUUUUGAGAUAAAACACAGUGAGGUGGGGACAGAUAUUUUAAUAUUUGGGAAAAGAGCUUGAGGUAAAGUCCAGGCUAGAGAAAUCAAAGUAGACAUUGACUGAAUGUACAUGGGUCCUAUCAAGGCUAAGUGAGGUCACCUGAGGAGUGAGUGUUGUUGGCAUGAAAAGGAGUCUAGGAGGCUGAGCCCUGUAGCUCCUUAAUGUUUACAGGCUGAGGAGAGGAGGAAGAAUCAGCCCCAAAAGACUGAGAAGGAAUGACAGCAGAAAAGAAAGUGUUCUGAAAGCCCACAGGAAGAAAGUUAAUAAAGGAUGAAAAGAAUAUGUCUGUUUUUAUUUGUUUGUUUGUUUGUUUCACUUUGUGGCACUGGCUGUCCUAGAAUUCACUGUGUAGACCAGGCUGGCCUUGAACCUACUAACAAUCCACCUGCCUCUGCCUGCUGACGGCUGGGAUCAAAGGCAUGCGCCACUAUGCCCUGCUGAAAGAAUGCUUCUUAACAUUUUUGUGUUAUACAUAACAUUUUCUCAAUUUGUUUCCUGACUAGUGGUGAGCCUCUUCUUCAGCUUGGAAAAAAAAAAAUGUCAGUGCUCCAGAAGUUAAAGCUUCUUCUCUGGAAGAAUUUCCUCUUAAAGAAGCGGAAGACCCUGAUAACAUUCCUGGAAAUGGUGAUGCCGUUACUAUUUUCUACAAUUGUAUUGUAUUUCCGUUUCAAUAGUACGCCAAGAAACAGAUUAGCUACUUACUACCGAUCAAUUGAUAUCAGUCUACUGCCAGUAUAUUUCAAUAACUACCCUCUGAAAAGUAAAUUUCAGUUGGUUUAUAUUCCUUCCAAAAGCGAAACUUUGAAAGCUGUUACUGAAAUGGUGGAAAAAUCCUUUGCUGUUGACUUUACAGUUCUAGGCUUUCCUUCAGUGCCUUUCUUUGAAAACUAUAUAAUUAAUGAUCCCAACUCUUUCUACGUACUGGUGGGAAUUGUUUUCCACCAUAGCUUCAAUACCAGCAAUGAACCUUUGCCACUUGUGGUUAAAUAUGAGUUGCGCUUUAGUUAUAUACAGAGGAACUUUGUCUCACCGCUGAAGCAUUUAUUUUUUCAAGAGGACAUAGAAGGCUGGUGCACAGCCUUACUUUACCCUCCUAAUCCAAGACAAGAACCUCGGGAAUUUCCAUACGCUGAUGGGGGAAACCCUGGAUACAACAAAGAAGGCUUCCUGGCAAUCCAGCACGCAGUAGACAAAGCCAUCAUGCAGCACCAUGCCCCCAGUGCUGCACCCAACAUGUUCAAGAAUCUCAAAGUCCUGCUGCAAAGAUUCCCAUUUAGGUCCCAUAUCCAGGACCCAUUCUUAGUGAUUCUUCAGAACGAGUUCCCUCUGCUCCUCAUGCUCAGCUUCAUCUGUGUUGAGCUCAUAAUCAUCAAUUCCAUCUUACUGGAGAAGGAGAGGAAACAGAAGGAAUAUAUGUGUAUGAUGGGAUUGGAGAGCUGGAUGCACUGGGUUGCUUGGUUCAUCACAUUCUUCAUUUCUGUCCUAAUUGCUGUUUCUGUUAUGACCAUCCUUUUUUGCACGAAGAUGAACCAUGUGGCUGUGUUCAGGAACAGCAACCCAAUCUUGAUAUUUAUUUUUCUAAUGUGUUUUGCCAUUGCCACAAUUUUUUUCGCAUUCAUGAUGAGCACCUUUUUCCAUAGAGCGCAUAUAGGGACUGUGGUGGGUGGCAUCAUCUUCUUCUUCACCUACCUCCCGUACAUGUACAUCGCUUUCAGUUACCACCAGAGGACCUCUCUUCAAAAGAUAGCCUUUUGCCUCUUCUCAAAUGUUGCCAUGGCAAUAGGAGUCCGAUUCAUCUCUCUGUUUGAAGCAGAAGGUACUGGCAUCCAAUGGAGGAACAUCGGCCGUGUCCAGGGAGACUUUAGCUUCCUCCAGGUGCUGCUGAUGCUUCUGGUGGACUCCUUCUUGUACUGUCUGAUAGCCUUUUUGGUGGAGUCUUUCUUCUCAGGAAAGCUUAGAACGACUAAGUCUUGGUACAACUUUGCCAAGUGCCCCUCCUGGCUCAAGAAGCCUGUUCCAGUAACACUGCCACUUCUGGACAUCGGGGGUCCUGAGAAAAUUUCCAGAAGCGAGUUCAUGGAGGAUGAGCCAACUGAUGAGCUGAAAGCCGUUGAAAUCCGACAUCUGUGUAAGGUGUUUUACAGGGGAAGGAGUAAACACAUAGCAGUCAAAGAUCUGAGCAUGAACCUGUACAAGGGGCAGAUCACGGUUCUUCUGGGACACAACGGAUCAGGAAAAACCACUGUCUGCUCCAUCCUUACAGGUCUUAUUGAUCCUUCAAAAGGACAGGCAUAUAUCAAUGGAUAUGAAAUUUCAAAAGACAUGGUUCAAAUUAGGAAGAGCCUGGGCUGGUGCCCACAGCAUGAUAUUUUAUUUGAUAACUUAACAGUAACUGACCAUCUUUCUUUCUAUGGUCAGUUGAAAGGCCUGUCUCGCCGGGACUGUCGUGAGAAAAUAGAGCAGAUGUUGUACACCCUCAGCCUGGAGGACAAGCGGAACUCGAAGUCCCAGUUCCUGAGUUUGGGGAUGAAGCGCAAGCUCUCUCUUGGCAUCGCCCUCAUAGCUGGUUCUAAGGUAUUGAUUCUGGAUGAACCCACCUCAGGCAUGGAUGCAACCUCCAGGAGGGCCUUCUGGGACCUUCUUGAGGAGCAGAAGGGUGACCACACCAUCCUACUGACCACCCAUUUCAUGGACGAAGCUGACUUUCUGGGAGACCGCAUUGCCAUCUUGGCCAAAGGGGAGCUACAGUGUUGUGGAUCUUCAGGGUUCCUCAAGCAGAGAUAUGGUGCAGGAUAUUACAUGACUUUAAUAAAAGCACCUCCCUGUGACACAAGGAAGCUUUCUAGUCUUGUUUAUCAUCACAUACCAAAUGCACUUUUGGAGUCCAGCAUUGGAGAAGAAGUGAUAUUCAUACUUCCUAAGAGGAGCACGCCCAGGUUCAAAGCUCUAUUUACUGACUUAGAACAGAGACGGAUAGAGCUGGGAAUCUCCACUUGGGGGGCUUCUGUCACCACUAUGGAGGAAGUGUUCAUACGAGUUUCUAAGCUGGCUGAUCCCGGCACAAACAUCUUAACUGAGAAGCGACCCUCUUUUCAUCCUCGUCCCCGGAUUCACAGAGUUCCUGUUGACAGAAUUAAGUAUCUUCACUCAAGGAUCUUCUCAGUGCACCCUAGGCAGAAGAUCAAACAAAACACUGGAUUCUGUCUUCUCUGCCAACAAUUCUACGCCAUGCUCCUGAAAAAGGCCAUGUUCUCUUGGCGCAACUGGAUACUGGUGUUACUUGUACAGAUCGUGUUGCCUCUGGUGAUCAUCAUGUUAAGCCUCGCUUUUUUCAACUACAAAUCAAAGAGAGUGGAAAACAUACCGUUGGAGCUAACUUUAAAAACAUACGGGCAGACUAUUGUUCCAUAUUUUGUUUCUGCGAAUUCCCACUUAGAUCCUUUACUCACAGAUAAAUUUGCAGAGAUGCUUUUGGCUGCAGGACAGAUUCCUUUGAAUAUUCAAGAGCCUAUUGAGGGCUUCCUACUACAAAAGGCAAAGGAGGCUCCUGAAGACUUUGACAAGCGCUAUGUGAUGGCAGCUUCAUUUGAAGGGGGGAAGAACCACACUACAGUGAAGGCACUGUUCAACAACCAGGCAUACCAUUCCCCCGGCCUGGCUUUGACCCUGGUGGACAAUAUUCUCUUCAAGUUGCUUUCUGGUGCAAAUGCUUCCAUCACCACAACCAACCAUCCUCAGCCUCUGACAGCCAAAGAGCAAUCAGAGAGUAUCUUGUACCAGGGCCCCAAAGGCCACUACCUUGUCAUCAACCUUCUCUUUGGGAUAGCUUUCCUGACAAGCUCUUUCUCCAUCCUGGCAGUCAUCGAGAGGAGCAUUAAGUCUAAGACCAUCCAGUUUUUAAGCGGAGUCAGUGUGGUUGCUUUCUGGCUCUCUGCUCUGCUAUGGGAUCUCAUCUCUUUCCUCAUUCCCUCUCUGCUGCUAGUGUUGGUGUUCCUGUGGUAUAAGGAGGAAGCUUUUGCACACCCUGAGAGCGUCCCGGCGGUGAUCUCCAUAAUGAUGCUCUAUGGCUGGGCUGUCAUCCCUCUCAUCUACAUAGUCAGCUUCUCUUUUAAGACUCCUGGUAGCGCAUGUGUUAAGCUUGUGGUAAUGCUCACCUUCUUGAGCAUCAGCCCCUUUGUGCUUGUCACGGUCACAAGUGAUAAAGAGCUUGGCUAUGCAAAAAUCUCAGACCUCUUGGAUUGUAUAUUCCUAAUACUUCCUGGACAUUGCCUGGGAAUGGCUUUUUCCAACCUGUACUACAACUUUGAACUUAAAAAGUUUUGCGCUGCUAAGAGCUUGGAUGAUAUUGACUGCAAUGAUGUUUCAGAAGGAUAUGCAGUGCAAAAGAACACCUAUGCCUGGGAAUCUCUUGGCAUAGGGAAGUACCUGACAACCCUGGCCAUCUUGGGACCUGUGUACAUCACCCUGCUUUUCCUCAUUGAAGCCAAUGCAUUUGGCAUCCUGAAAUCCAGGCUUUCUGGCUUCCCUGGAAGGAAAAAAACAGAAAUAAUCCUCGAUACAACAGAGCAUGAAGAUGACGACGUAUUAGAUGAGGAAGAAACCAUCAGGUUUUAUUUGGAUUCAUUGCUAAAGAAAACGUCACUUAUUGUCAAAGGUGUGUCAAAGGUAUAUAAUGAGAAGGUGCCCCAGCUGGCUGUGAACAAUGUGUCCUUCAUGGUCAAAGAGAAAGAAUGCUUUGGCAUUCUCGGCCUCAACGGAGCCGGGAAGACUUCCAUUUUCAGCAUGCUGGUAGGGGAGCAGCCGAUCACUGCAGGGGAUGUCUUUAUCAAGGGUUUCAACAACAAGUCUAACCUGGCCAAGGUGCGGCAGUGGAUUGGCUUCUGUCCUGAGUUUGAUGCCCUGCUGAACUUCAUGACAGGAAGAGAGAUGCUUGUCAUGUAUGCCCGUAUUCGGGGCAUCCCUGAGCGACACAUUAAAGCCUGUGUAGACCAGGUCCUUGAGGACUUACUCAUGCGCUUGUACGCAGACAAGCUAGUGAAGACGUAUAGCGGUGGUAACAAGCGCAUGCUGAGCACCGGCAUUGCCCUCAUUGGAGAGCCUGCAGUCAUCUUCCUAGAUGAACCAUCCACUGGCAUGGACCCCGUGGCCCGGCGCCUACUCUGGGACACUGUAGCCCGGGCCCGUGAGUCUGGCAAGGCCAUUGUCAUCACCUCCCACAGUAUGGAGGAGUGUGAAGCCUUAUGUACCCGGCUGGCCAUCAUGGUACAGGGCCAGUUCAAGUGCCUGGGCAGCCCGCAACACCUCAAGAGCAAUUUUGGCAGCGGCUACUCCCUGCAAGCCAAGGUCCAGAAGGAAUGGCAACAGGAGGUACUAAAGAAAUUUAAGGCAUUUGUGGACCUGACCUUCCCAGGCAGCACUCUGGAAGAUGAGCACCAAGGCCUGGUUCAAUACUAUCUGCCUGGCCAAAACCUCAGCUGGUCACAGGUGUUUGGCAUUAUGGAACAAGCCAAGAAGGAUUACAUGUUGGAAGACUACACCAUCAACCAGGUCUCUCUGGAGGACAUCUUCCUGAGCUUCACCCGCAGCUCGUUCUCCUUUAGAGCAACAUUCCACCAAGGGCAAGCUGUCCUAACCAGCUUAUCACCUUCUCAUGCCAAGCCUAUCACGGUUCAGCCUCCCAUGCCUCCUCCCUCUCCACCUUCCUCAGAGCCUUUUCUUCUGUAAUAAAGAUCCUAAUCAUGUUCA
Molecule: messenger RNA, 7231 nt
Organism: Meriones unguiculatus (Mongolian gerbil)
Lineage: Eukaryota; Metazoa; Chordata; Mammalia; Rodentia; Muridae
Product: ATP-binding cassette sub-family A member 17-like
Exons: 30
Coding region: 2024-7210 (1728 amino acids)
Biological process (GO): lipid transport; transmembrane transport
Cellular component (GO): membrane; intracellular membrane-bounded organelle
Molecular function (GO): ATP hydrolysis activity; ABC-type transporter activity; lipid carrier activity
Source: RefSeq, a predicted model, not a curated record